Podarcis muralis (Common wall lizard) is the source of this 1954-nucleotide messenger RNA. NCBI's taxonomy places the organism in Eukaryota, Metazoa, Chordata, Lepidosauria, Squamata, Lacertidae. The record is from RefSeq and is a predicted model, not a curated record.
AGCAGCAGCAGCAGCAGCAGCGAGGAGGAGGAUUUGGGGCGCCUCCGGGAGGCUGCCUGGGACCCGGUGCUGCAGCGAGCAGCAGCAGCGGCCCUGCUGGUGCCCAAAGGCGGUAGGGAGAGCCCUGAGCGGCAGGCCUGGCAGCACCUUCCUCUCUCUAGAUAGAAACUUUACCCAUCCCAAAAAAGCCCUGCAGGAAAGCCUUUUUUGUAUGUGCCAGAAAUAGGGCUGUAUCCAGUUGAUCUCUUAAAACCAGGAAUGGGGAACCUGCAGCUUCCUUGAACUGCAACCCCUGUCAUCCCUGGCUGGGGUUGAUGAAGGCUGGGGGCUCCAAAAGUGAAUGGCCACAUAUGCCUGCCUUAGCUUGAUGGAUAAGAAGCCUAUAAAAUCAAUUGGCAGGAGGCACGUGACUCAGAAAAAUGAUCCACAAAGAUUUUGAUGCUUUUUUGCAGCACCAACAAAAAUCUGUCAAAAAUCAGUCUUCUAGCAGCACUUACGCUUUGGAACAUCACUGUAUUCUUACUCUUCGACACCUGCUAAGAACAUUUUCAUUUAGAGAGAAGGUCUCUGAUCACGGGCAGGAUGGGAAUGAGCUGCAGACCACUCCAGAAUUCCGAGCUCAUGUUGCAAAGAAAUUGGGAGCAAUUUUGGACAGCUCCAUUACUAUUUUGAAGCAUUCUCCAGGACCUGCACAGGACGAUCUGCAGUGCUCAGAGACUGAAGACGAUGGCUUCCGCCUCUUCUCUUCAUCAGUGCCAGGAAACUGUGGGGAGCCAGAACCUCAGACUGCAGGGAGGCGGCAGCAGCGGUACUGCAGCUCCAGCGAGCCGGACAGUGACGAAGAAUGGCAGAGGUGCCAGGAAGCCACGGUGACAGCAGCAGACAUCCUGAAACAUAGCGGCCUCCCAGCAGCGCUCCAGAAUUCCAGCCAGGACCACCACUGCCCAGCCACGGAGCCCAGCCAGAAGAAGAAGAGGAGGAAAAAGAAGGCAAAAGUGAAUGGAGAGAAUAGCAGUGAGCAGGAGGCCAGAGAAGGCCCACAUCAUAGGACUGAGGGACCCUCGGGCUUCGAUGGAGCAAGCAGGAGAGGAGAGAACGCGAGUACGGAGGAUAUGGCAGUGAUGAAGAAGAGGAAGAAGAAGAAGAAAAGGGGGAAAGUGGAAAUAAGGAUGGAGUGAUGUUUUACAGACACUUGGUACUAGGAAGAGUUACCUGAUGUGGCUCUUCAUUGGUCUGGCCUGCAUUGAAGGAAACACACUUGUCGAAUUUUAUAUUUUAUGGAAUCAAAGAACUUAGUUUGGCACUCCCUGCCGCGAGGGAUGCCCUGUAAAAAUGCAGGGGAAGCUCCCCAUCUUACAGAGAAUGAGGACUUGUUGGAGCUGCUUACUGGACUGCUCAGGUGCGCAGUGGGUGGAUAAGACAUCCGUGGAUGGCUCUCCUGGGCUUGUGACCUCCCAGGCUGCCCACUAGCCAUGGAUCCAGUUCUCCCAAGUGCUCGACAACUCUCUCUACUUUUAUAUUCUCAAGCCACAAAACCAAGAGGUUCAUUGGGGCCCCUGCUCAGCUCAGCUGCCCCAUGUGGCCAGUGGGCUAUGAUCAACUUGGUGGGCAGGCUGAACAGAGGUCAUCGUCGUCGUCAAACACUGAUAAUGGCAGUGGAUGGGUGCCUUCCUGCCAGGCAUGUCACAGUUUGAUGCAGACUGAUUCCAUCUCCCCUGUAAUGUCGUCUCAGGGAUAUUUUUUUAAAUAAAUAAAUAAAUUUUUACUGAUUUUCUUUUUCUCAUAACAAAUAUCCAAUAUCAAUAACAUUCAUUUUCCAAUUUCCCCCCUCCCUAUUGACUUCACUCGGCUUCCAUUUCUGGUUUAUUACAUCAAAUGUUACAUUCUGCUAUUUGUAUAUAUUAUUGUGUUGUCACAUUGUUAAACAAAGUUGUAAAUGUUUAUUUAAAUCCUG